Callorhinus ursinus (northern fur seal) is the source of this 1655-nucleotide messenger RNA. RefSeq names its product melanoma-associated antigen B4-like. NCBI's taxonomy places the organism in Eukaryota, Metazoa, Chordata, Mammalia, Carnivora, Otariidae. Gene Ontology annotation, biological process: negative regulation of transcription by RNA polymerase II. Gene Ontology annotation, cellular component: nucleus. The record is from RefSeq and is a predicted model, not a curated record.
AUGCCUCAGGGCCAGAAGAGCAAGGUCCCUGCCCGGGAGAAACGCCACCAGGGCCGUGGUGAGGCUCAGAGUGUCGGGGGUGCUCCUGCUGCGGCAGCACCAGCCGCCGCAGCAGAGGAGCCCCCCCGCUGCCCCCCACCCGACGCGGGAGCAAUGCCCCCGGGCUCCCCCGAGGCGGGUCCCGCCCCGCAGCCCCAGGGCGCCCCGGCCCCUGGGUCUCCUGGCACGGGUCCUCCAGGCCCGCCACGUGACCAGGGCGCCGAGAACGCGGCCGCCCCCGCGGGCCCCCCGGCCGCCCGCAAAGACCCCCUCACCCGCAAGGCCAGCUUGCUGGUGCAGUUCCUGCUGGAGAAGCACAGCAGCGGGGAGCCCAUCACGCGGGCCGCGAUGCUGAAGAUGGUCAGCAGGAAGUACCGCGAGCACUUCCCCGAGAUCUUCAGGCUCGCCUCGGAGCGCAUGGAUCUGGUCUUCGGGCUCGAGCUCAGGGAGGUCGACGCCCGCAGCCAGUCCUACACCCUGGUCAGCAAGCUGGCCCUCCCGAGCGACGGCAACAAGGGGCUGCCCAAGACCGGCCUCCUGAUGGCGCUCCUGGGCCUGAUCUUCAUGAAGGGCAACCGCGCCACCGAGGAGGAGGUCUGGGAGUUCCUCAGUGUGCUGGGCGUGCACGAGGGCAGGAGGCACCUGAUCUUCGGCGAGCCCCGGAAGCUCAUCACCCAAGACCUGGUGCACCAGGGCUACCUGGAGUACCGCGCGGUGCCCGCCAGCGACCCUCCGCGCCACGAGUUCCUGUGGGGCCCGCGAGCCCGCGCGGAGACCAGCAAGAUGCAGGUGCUGCAGGUGCUGGCCAAGAUCAACGACACCGUGCCCAGCAGCUUCCCCCCGCUGUACGAGGAGGCGCUGCAAGAGCAGCAGGAGCGCGCGGCGGCCCAUGGCCGGCGCUGCGUCUAGUCAAAUCAGCUGGGGCGGCUGCUUUUCCUUGCGGUGGAAGAGGGCAGUCGACCUUCCAGGUCGUGCAGAGUCCUAGGGGUUGGAGGGGACAAAGCACAGGUCUUCUUUCUAUUUGUUCGAAACGGCUAGCUUCUAUAAACACAUACACAGUUAUAUUUAUUUAGGUGUUUUCCAAUGUUUUUUCUUGGAAUAGCUCAUUUAGUUCUAGAAUAUAAACUUAAGAAUGACAUGGCUCUCAUUUAUCGCUGUUUCACAAAUGAGAGUUACAGCGUUGGUGUCUAUCACAAAGAAAGUCACAAACCAUCUAUAUUGUAUUCGUGAUCCAAAAGCAGGUAACAAGGAAGUUUGCCUUUUUUCCCCUGUUGCACAUAAGUAAUUUGUAGGUCUAUUUUUUCUUUAAGUUUUCAGAUGUUGUUCAUUUUAAUUGAAGAUUUUGCUUCUGAAUCUAAGUUUAUUAAUGCCAUAGAUAACACAUUUAUUACUAUUCAGGUUUAAGAUUGAGUUUUGUUUUUGUAAACAAGCUGAAAAACCUUCAAUAUUUUCUUUUUGCUACAGAGCAAAGUAACAUGGCACUAGAACAGGGUUUUUCAUGGGAAUGUGGAAGAACCUCAUAGGAAAAUAUUUGGGAUCAGAACUAGUGACACAUAAGUAAAGGGUGGUUAACUCAUUGCCUUAUUCUCUUCAUCUUUGCUUUUAAAAUCAAACAA